AUGCACCUGGCGUCCCGCCUCCGCUCGCACCGUGGCAUCUGCGUCUCGGCGCCUUUUUCCCUGCAGCUCAUGCGCCCCGUCGGUGUCAAUGGCGUGCGCUGUAUCACCAAACGAGCGGCAGAAGAAGCGCGACGAGAAACCAUCAAGAAGCGCAACCGCCGCGCCGUCAUGUACCUGACAGGCACGGCCAUCGCUUGUGUCGGAAUUUCGUACGCUGCUGUACCGCUGUACAAGAUCUUUUGCAAGGUGACGGGCUAUGGAGGCACGACGAAACGUGUGGAGAAGUUCGUGGCCGAUCAGCUCACCCCGCGCGAGGGCUCGAAGCCUAUUCGCGUCACAUUUGACGGCGGCGUGAGUUCCAACAUGCCGUGGGUCUUUCGUCCGCAACAGCGCGAUCUGUUGCUCGUGCCCGGGGAGACGGCACUAGCGUUCUACACGGCGAAGAACAAGGCAGACAAAGCCAUCACUGGCGUUGCUACGUACAACGUGCACCCGCCGUCAGCUGGCGUGUACUUUAACAAAAUCCAGUGCUUUUGCUUCGAGGAGCAGCGACUCAAGCCGAACGAGGAGAUUGACAUGCCCGUGUUUUUCUUUAUUGAUCCUGAGAUCUGCGAUGACCCGUCGAUGAACGGUGUGCACAAUAUCACGCUGUCGUACAUGUUCUUCAAGACGGACGACGUGAGCGAAGACGACGUAGACCACGAGGACUGA
Messenger RNA from Hyaloperonospora brassicae, 711 nucleotides. The record is from the annotation of a GenBank genome assembly. NCBI's taxonomy places the organism in Eukaryota, Oomycota, Peronosporomycetes, Peronosporales, Peronosporaceae.